GGGCAAGCUGCACGUGUUGAUUUCGUGGACGUUUAACUGCUCCACGAUCAGCGUGUUAUUUCUGUGUAAUAGCUCAGUUUUAAACCCAGAAAAAAAAACAUGGGGAAGAAACUUAAAGUCGGAAAGACCCGAAAGGAUAAAUUCUACCACCUUGCCAAAGAAACAGGUUAUCGCUCUCGGUCCUCCUUCAAACUCAUCCAGCUCAACCGUAAAUUUCAGUUUCUUCAGAAAGCCAGAGCUCUGGUGGAUCUGUGUGCAGCUCCUGGAGGAUGGUUGCAGGUGGCGUCCAAGUUUAUGCCUGUAUCAAGUCUCAUCAUUGGUGUUGACCUGGUGCCCAUCAAGGCCAUCCCCAAUGUGGUGGCACUGCAAGAAGACAUCACUACAGAUAAAUGUAGACAGGCUUUACGAAAAGAGCUACACACUUGGAAGGUUGAUGUUGUGUUGAAUGAUGGAGCCCCGAAUGUGGGAGCCAACUGGUCACACGACGCCUUUUCCCAAGCUCAUUUGACCCUCAUGGCCCUGAAGUUGGCCGUUGAGUUUCUGAACAAAGGUGGCACCUUUGUUACAAAGGUCUUCCGCUCCAAAGACUACCAGCCACUGCUUUGGAUCUUCCAGCAGUUCUUCAAAAAGGUGCAGGCCACCAAGCCGCAGGCCUCCAGGAACGAGUCCGCCGAGAUCUUCGUCAUCUGUCAGGGUUUUCUUGCCCCAGACAAAAUUGACGGCAAGUUCUUUGACCCCAAACAUGCGUUCAAAGAGGUGGAGGUGCAGGCCAAAACUGUGAAGGAGCUGAUUCCUGUCAAGAAGCCCAAGGCGGAGGGAUACGCAGACGGUGAUCUGACGCUCUAUCACAGUUUCACGGUGACCGCUUUUCUGAAAGCCGAAAACGCUGUGGACUUCCUGUCAAAAGCCAGUGAGAUCGCCUUGGACGACCCACAACUGGAGUGUCACCCGGCCACUAGCGCUGAGGUAAAGGAGUGUUGUCGUGACAUCAAAGUAUUGGGUCGCAAAGAGCUCCGUUUGCUGCUGAGCUGGAGGUCCAAGCUGAGGAAAUUUGUGACCAAAAGACUCAAGAUGGAGUCCAAACAGCCGGACCAGGACAUCAACCUAAGUUCUGAUGAAGCAGAGGGCGAUUCAGAUGAAGAACCAGAGAAGAAGAAAGAGGAGGAGAUGGACGAGGAACAGGAAGAGGAAGAAAUGGAGAAGAAAAUAGCAGAGCUGAAAGCGGAGGAGGUGGCAGAGCUAAAAAGGAAGAAGAGGAAGCUGCUGAAGGAGCGGCGGAAGCAGAGGGAGAGGGUGGAGCUGAAGAUGGACCUCCCUGGUGUCUCCAUCGCAGAUACCAACGAUUCAUCCAUGUUCUCUCUCGCCACCAUCAAGAAGCAACAGGCGCUGGUUGACAUAUCCAAGGGGGACAUGCAGGCUGCAGACGCCCUAGUAGAAGGAGACGACGACCUUCACCUGUCUGAUGAGGAGGAGGAUGACGAGGCAGACAAAAUGUCUCUAGCUUCUGAUUUAGACGAUGAGGACUUGGAAGAGAUUGAGCAGAGACAGAAAGAGCUGGAGAAAAAAGCACCAAAGAAAGUAAGGUUCGAUGAAGAAGAGGAAGAGGAGGACGAAGGGCAGGAGAGCGGCUUGCUGGUUGAACUAGAGGGAAAGGACGAGAAGAAAGAACGAGAGACAAACCUGUGGUUCAGCAAGGGCAUCUUCUCUGAGAUUGAUCUGGAAGGAGACGCAGAAUGCGAGCUCCAACAGACCGAGUGGCUCCUGAACAAACAAAAAGAAAAAAGCAAAAAGAGGAAAGCUGAUGAUAUGGAAGAGAAGGAGGAGGAGCAGGCUGCUCUGCCAGUGGAGGAAAAGGCGGUACCUUCACAGGAAGUUGCAGAGAGUGACAGCGACUCAGAUGACAGCAGCGACGAUGAGAAGGAGAUUAGCAGGAUAAAACAGGCCAGUGGGGCUGGUGGGAUUUCAGGACUGGCUGAUGACGUUGACCUUCAGGUUGUUCCUGUAGAGAGCAUGAGUAAGAAAGCAAGAAUCCUGGAUGCAGAAGGCCUGGCACUGGGCGCUCAGAUCGCUACGUCUAAGAAGAGAGCCAGGGACCUGAUGGACGGCUCCUUUCACAGGUUUGCUAGCUCUGAGGAGCAGUGGGAUGUACCCGAGUGGUUCCUGGUCGAUGAGCAGAAACACAGGAAGAAGCCGGUGCCGGUCACCAAAGAGAUGGUGGAGGAGUUCAAACAAAAAUGGAAGGAGAUUGAUGCCCGACCCAUCAAACGCGUCGCAGAGGCCAAAGCCAGGAAGAAGAGAAGGAUGCUGAAGAAGAUGGAGCAGGCUAAAAAGAAAGCAGAGGCAGUCGUAAACACAGUGGACAUCUCAGAGAGGGAGAAGACGGCUCAGCUGAAGAGUAUCUACAAGAAAGCCGGCAUCGGGAAGGAGAAGAGAGAAGUUACCUAUGUUGUGAGCAAAAAGGGAGCUGGCAAGAAAGUGAGGCGGCCCGCUGGUGUCAAGGGACAAUUCAAGGUUGUGGACAGUCGCAUGAAGAAAGACAUGCGCGGAAUGCAGCGGAAAGAGCAACAUGGUAAAGGUGGAAAAGGCAGAGGAGGACAGUCAAAGGGUGGCAGGGGAGGGAUGAAAGGCGGUAAAGGGCGAAGAGGAAGAUAAAUUUGAAUCUGUAACUCUCUCUCACUGUCCUGCCUUUCUAUUGUUACACACUGCCUGGUCUCAUGUAUGCAUUUAAGGAGCUUUGUGAGCUAAGAUGCCUGCAACAGUUUGAGCUCCUUCAUCAGGUACACAGACCAAGAUGAAGACGUGGAUGCCCAAUAUAAGCAACCUCUGCUGACGUCCCUCAAACUCAUGGACACUUCAAUGUUCUGAGGUGAUUUAGAUACUGGUGGUCUGUACACAUCUUUCUGAAGAUGUAGAUUAUUUGCCUUGACCUCUGAGUGAACAGUUGAAAUAUACAUUACAGUAAAUCAAAUUUAAAGUUGUAACCAUGAAUGUUUUCUCCAGAAAUGUUGGUAUUAAUAUUGUAAAUAUUAUAUACACUUCUUUCCAAUAAAUAUGUUGUCAAUUGUU
Messenger RNA from Labrus mixtus (cuckoo wrasse), 3066 nucleotides. It is a transcript of the gene ftsj3, whose product is annotated as FtsJ RNA 2'-O-methyltransferase 3. The transcript is spliced from 21 exons. Gene Ontology annotation, cellular component: preribosome, large subunit precursor; nucleus; nucleolus. The record is from RefSeq and is a predicted model, not a curated record. Gene Ontology annotation, molecular function: rRNA (guanine) methyltransferase activity; rRNA (uridine-2'-O-ribose)-methyltransferase activity. Gene Ontology annotation, biological process: maturation of 5.8S rRNA from tricistronic rRNA transcript (SSU-rRNA, 5.8S rRNA, LSU-rRNA); rRNA methylation; maturation of LSU-rRNA from tricistronic rRNA transcript (SSU-rRNA, 5.8S rRNA, LSU-rRNA). The coding region runs from base 100 to 2652 and encodes 850 amino acids. Lineage: Eukaryota; Metazoa; Chordata; Actinopteri; Labriformes; Labridae.